Messenger RNA from Branchiostoma floridae (Florida lancelet), 2122 nucleotides. RefSeq lists its product as uncharacterized. The record is from RefSeq and is a predicted model, not a curated record. The coding region runs from base 335 to 2122 and encodes 595 amino acids. Lineage: Eukaryota; Metazoa; Chordata; Leptocardii; Amphioxiformes; Branchiostomatidae. The transcript has 7 exons.
UGUAUAAGACACCCCAGUGCAUCAUUAUGGGACUAAAUCAAACAAAGGUAUCACUAUACAAUCGAUAUACACAUAAGUGAGAGGUAAACACUGUUCGCCUGUUAAAAACGAAAUUUGAUCUUCGCGUCACGAGGCUACCGAUAGAUAGAACGACACGCCUCUGGGCGCGCCUCAACCGGGAAUGACGUAAGCAGUAGAAGAACGCGGGGGAUUCGAGGGAUUCCCCGGCGCCAUUUUGAUUGUUAGUAAACACUGUCCUCAGGAAGACUCCGGCUAUUUCUGAGGGAUUUAGUUUGUCCAAGGACGUUAUAUAUAACGCCCUUGGUUUGUCAACAUGCCUACACGGUGUGUCGCAGCGUAUUGUUCGAACUACACGUCCUCUUCGAUAAGUCUUCACAAGUUUCCAAACGACGAGAAAGUUCGCGAGAAGUGGGUGCAGAACGUACGGCGGACAAGAGGCCCUGAUCGGGAGGGGAAGGAAUGGACGCCGAGCCCGACCUCUCGGCUGUGUUCCGACCAUUUUACAGAGGACUGUUUCGACCCUGCCCAGGAUUUGAAGAGAUCGUUUGGGUUCAAUGCGAAGCACCGUAGGGAGGUGCUGCCCGGUAAAAUUCCAACCAUCUUUCCCCGAGGCCCGGCCGAGCCGAAGCGUAGGGAAUCACAGGCUGUAGCCAAAAGGCGUCACCAGGAGAUACUCCGAGAAUGUCUAUCUGCUGAGCCUGUAGAAGAGGGAGGAUCUGAUCAUGACAUCUGUGCUACUGCGGUGUCAACUGCCAGUGGUCCACCUGUUGAUGAUGAUGAUGGUCCACCUGUUGAUGUGACUCCAACAGAAAACCAGGGGAUACAAGUCCAGCCAGACAUGAAAUCACGGGCUGUGCAGGCCAGACUGCGAGUGGGGACUUGUAAAGGUGUGCAGAUCAAGCCUACUGUUACAACUAUUGGCAUACAGAACAAGCCUUCAGUGAAGACCAUCUCCACCCAGACACAGAUCACAUACAACAACCGGUUGCAGGAGUUAGAUGCCAUGUCUGAAGUUUCAGAGCCGGUGGAGGAUGCAGCGUACGAGAACGAUCCAGACUACGAGCCUAUGGAGAUAUCGGAUGAUGAGGAGGACCCACCCGAGGAGGUGCCCAUCCCCGAGGCCACGUCAGAUACCCUGCCGGACACACGCAUCUUCAUGGUGUUCUGGACAUGUUUGGUGCAGCUGUUCUCCACGUGGUGUUGCUGUCCAGCGUGUCCCUCUAGGAAGCUGAUUUGGCGCUGUAAGGAAGUCGGGACUCACCUGCUGGUGACAUUCCUGUGCAGAGAUUGCAGCUAUGAAGAUACAUGGAGGAGCCAGCCUUCCUAUGGCAGGACUGCCGCGGGGAACAUUUUGCUGUCAUCUGCUAUACUGUUCGCUGGAGCCAGUGUGACCAAGGUGCUUAGAGUCUUGUCACACAUGGGCGUGGCCGUUAUGUCAACCCGGUCAUUCUUCCGCCAUCAAGAAAACAUCCUGUUCAGGGCCAUCCGUACGCUGUGGAGGGAGCGGCAGUUCUGGAUGCUGACAGUCCUGCAAGCCGAGCAAGAGCCCAUUGUUUGUGGUGGGGAUGGCCGCGCGGAUAGCCCAGGACACUCUGCGAAAUAUGGAACUUAUACAAUGAUGGAGCUGAAGCAGACAGCUGUGAUAGACGUGCAGCUAGUGCAGAGCAACGAGGUAGACAGCUCCAACGCCAUGGAAAAGGAAGGUCUUCAGCGCUCCCUGCAAAAAAUCCAGGAGUAUGCAGAAAUAGGCACAUUGGUCACUGAUCGACAUGCAGGAAUAAACAAGAUGAUCCGUGAGCAGCAUCCCAACAUCCAGCACCUCUUUGAUGUCUGGCAUGUUGCCAAAAGCAUCAAGAAGAAGCUGAAGAAGCUGAGUAAGACGAAAGGCUGUGAAGACCUCAAGGUAUGGAUUGCCAGUAUCAUCAACCACCUUUAUUGGGCUGUGACGUCUACACCUCCUGGCAACGGUGACCUCAUUGUCGAGAAGUGGAAGUCUGUGCUUCAGCACAUUCACAAUCGGCACAGGGGCUUUGGCGGGCUGUUCCCAAGGUGCGCACACGGGCGACUGAGGGGAAGAGAACGGCGCAAGCCAUGGAACUAA